This is a messenger RNA of Erigeron canadensis, 1746 nucleotides long. RefSeq lists its product as uncharacterized. The record is from RefSeq and is a predicted model, not a curated record. Bases 364 to 1407 code for a protein of 347 amino acids. Lineage: Eukaryota; Viridiplantae; Streptophyta; Magnoliopsida; Asterales; Asteraceae. The transcript is spliced from 4 exons.
CAACCUUAAAGAAAAAAAAAACGAGAGAGAAAAAAACACCAUUAAACCUCGUUUCUCUUAUAUUCUUAAUUUCCCCAAAAAAAUUUAUCCAUCAAAAUUAACCCCAAAAGAAAAAAAAAAAAAAAGACAACGAAAAAUCAUAAAUUGUUGAUAAAUCUCAGCAAAUCUUCAAUCAGGUUGAUGAAUCCAUGACGUAAUUCAAUUAUACGGAACCUCUUCUUUUCUUUGCUUAUGAGGCAGGAUAUGCUUGGGGUUUCUACAAGUACUAAUUUUCUGCAUUGAAAUACUCUUAUCCAUCCAUAAAGAUUUUGUAAGGGCCAUCCUCAGGUUCCAUUUGCUUGCUCAGUUCAGUAGCGUACACAAAUGGCAAGUAGAAAAAGGAAAAUCCCUGAUGAUGCAGACAAGAGUGCCCUCCACAAGGAAUGGGAUGAAAUUUCAUGCCCUAUAUGCAUGGACCAUCCACACAAUGCUGUUCUUAUCCUAUGCAGUUCGCAUGAAAAAGGCUGUAGAUCUUUCAUUUGUGACACUAGUUAUCGACACUCAAAUUGCCUUGACCGAUUCAAAAAACUCGUGUCUGGAAGCAACGAUGCCACCAUAGAUUCUCCUAGGCUGAUACCUGUAAACGAUAAUUCAGUAGAAGCUAACGGAGCUCAUGAAUCAAUCGCAUUGGAUGCAAUUGAACAUGUUGAAUUGCCCAGAGGACCUCGUGUUUUUGAAAAUAAUGAUGAUAAUGAUAAUAAUAAUAAUAAUGCCUCAAGGUCGAGUUCUAAGUAUAACCUGAAAUGCCCGUUGUGUCGGGGAAGUGUGACCGGGUGGAAGGUGGUGGAGGAAGCUAGGCAGUAUCUAAAUUUGAAAUUCAGAAGUUGCUCCCGCGAAUCGUGUUCAUUUUCUGGGAACUACAGAGAGCUGCGGCAGCAUGCUAGGCGAGUCCACCCGACAACCCGGCCCACUGAUGUUGACCCGACCCGUGAAAGAGCGUGGAGGAUUCUCGAGCAUGAGAGAGAACACGGUGAUAUAGUUAGUGCUAUUAGGUCAGCCAUGCCUGGUGCGGUUGUGUUUGGAGACUAUGCUGUUGAAAAUGAAGAUGAUAGGCCUGGUGAAGGAGGGAAUAAUGGACACUUGUUGACUGCUUAUUUCUUGUUUCAGAUGAUUGCGUCGAUGGAACCACCUUCUGCCGACCAGCGAGGUGGUGGUAGAACAAGGGUUCCGACACGACACCGACACCGCCAUCGGCGGUAUGUGUGGGGAGAGAGUUUAAUGGGCUUACAAUAUGAAGACUAUCAUGAUAGUGAUGAUGAUCCACUUGGGUUGGAUGUUGCAACUGAUGAUGAUGAAGAUCUUCAUCCUUUUGUGAGGAGGCGGAGGCGCAGGUUGACUCGAUACAGAUCAGAUGAAGAUCGAUCAUGAAGAAUCUGCUUUAUGCAGAUAAAAGUGAACCGACACCAUCCUGUUCUCCGACUCCCAUCUUUCUUUGCAAGCACAGGUGGAGAGAUCAGUCAUGGGAAUCUGAAUUUAAAUCUGCAUGAUCUACACAAUUGUUUUUUAAUUCAAAGAAAAGGUAAGUGAAGUUAGUAAUUAUCUUGUUAUAACAUUCACAGACGCUUUUGGUUUUGGUGUGCGGGUUUUCAAUGCUGUCUUGAGGCAUGCCCUGCAAUAUUUACUCAUAGAGUUGUUCUUCUGGUUGGUUCUUUUUAGUUGUACUGAGGCGGAUUUGUUUUGCUUUAUAUGUGAUUGAUCUUUUAUUAA